ACAAUAACACUUUUUCUAUAUAUGUACUAUAAGUUAUCAAUGAAAACACAGUCUCUCUACAAUGGAGCAUCUGCUACAGUCGUCCAUUUUCCCAGCCUUGUUCACUUUCCUCUUGUUCAACUUUAUUCUAAAAAGGAAACUCAAAACCUCCUCUCGGAAAUUAGCCCCAGGACCAUGGAAGCUGCCAAUAAUAGGAAACAUGCAUCAACUCCUUGGCUCUCUGCUUCAUCACCGCCUAAGACAUUUGUCAAACAAAUACCGCACUGUAAUGCAUCUCAAGCUUGGCCAAGUUUCCCAGAUUGUUAUUUCUUCACCGGAAGCUGCCAAAAAAGUGAUGAAAACUCACGACAUCAUUUUCGCUCAAAGGCCUUAUCUGCUUGCAGCGGACAUUAUCUUGUAUAACUUCAAAGACAUCGCUUUUGCCCCUUACGGCGAAGGAUGGCGACAGAUGCGAAAAAUAUGUACGCUUCAGCUAUUAAGCACAAAACGGGUGAGAUCAUUUAGAGUAGUUCGAGAAGAGGAGACAUCAAAAUUUAUUAGAUCAAUUUAUGGUUUACCGAAAGUUAAUAUCAGUAAGAUGGUGUUUUCUUUAUCUAAUGCCAUUACUUUAAAGUCUGCAUUCGGUAAGGUUUCAGAACGCCACGACGCUUUCUUACCACUUGUGCAGAAAAGUGUGCUGGUGUUUGGAGGUUUUAGUGUUGCAGAUAUUUUCCCUUCUGUUAAAUUUCUAAAUAGAAUUACUGGGAUGAGGAGUAAAUUGGAGAAGUUGCAUCAAGAAGCUGAUAUAAUGCUUGAAAAUAUAAUUAAUGAACAUAAAGAAAAUAAGAGAUUAAGAAAAUAAGAGAUUGGGUAGAAGCAAUUCUGAGGGCAAAGAAGAUGAUCUUGUUGACGUUCUUUUAAAUCUUCAAAAUUGUGAUGAUCUUGGAUUCCCCUUGACGAUGGAAAAUAUAAAAGCAGUCAUGCUGGACAUGUUCGUGGA
This is a messenger RNA of Jatropha curcas, 979 nucleotides long. The record is from RefSeq and is a predicted model, not a curated record. Lineage: Eukaryota; Viridiplantae; Streptophyta; Magnoliopsida; Malpighiales; Euphorbiaceae.